Closterium sp. NIES-65 is the source of this 570-nucleotide messenger RNA. The record is from the annotation of a GenBank genome assembly. NCBI's taxonomy places the organism in Eukaryota, Viridiplantae, Streptophyta, Zygnematophyceae, Desmidiales, Closteriaceae.
AUGAAUCACCCUGUGGACGUGAGUUACCCUGUGGGCUCAGACGGACUAGGGCAGGACCUGCGUGCCCCUCAUUCCCUUGCCCCCAAUUCCCUUUUCCCCGUCGCCUUCACCUCUCCACCACCAUUUCCCAAUCCCUCUGCUACUGCGCCCCUCUCACCAGCAAUCCUCCUUCCACUGCCCCAUUCACCAUUCCCAUCCCAUCCUUCUCUUCUACCAUUCCUUUCAUCUCCCCGACCGCCCCCCUCCCCCUCCUGCCCCCUUCUCUCCCCCCCUCCUCCUCGCAAACCCCCUCCACAGCUACAAGGAGUUAUAUCUGCACCAGUUCUUGGGCUUCGAAUACGUAUAAUUCGCCGCCUCUGUCGUCUGCCAUUCUCUUUGUCUCAUCUGCUCCCACACCCACCCAUUCCCCACUUCUCCCCUCCCCCCCUUCCUUCCCCCAGCUACGAGGAGUUUUACCUCCACCAGUUCUUCGGACUUGACUACGAGGAGUUCUACCUGCACCAGAUCUUUGGCCUCGAGUACGCACGAUACGCCGCCUCGGUGAUGUCGGGCAUCCCCUUUGUCUCGUGA